UGUGUGUGCUUGUGUUACUUUUUCUGUACGUAUGAAUGAAAUAUGUAUGUGUGUGCGUGUGCAAGCAGCAGUAGAGCAGCAAUAGAACAACAGUAGAAUAGCCGUAGAGCAGCAGUAGUGAAACAGUAGAAGAGCAGUAGUAAAGCAUCUGGUAUUCUUGGCAGAUAAACAUAGAAACAUGUUUACAGGAACUUUAUUGCACAACAGACAUUUAGCGUAGUCGGAUCAACUGGUGAACAUGCAGCACCCGCCGGUUCUUUAAAAACAAACAAAGGCAAACAGUAAAUAACAAAACAGCCCUCUUUUUACCUUCUUUUUACACUCGAAGAAAUAUAUAUUAUUACUGUCAUAAUGUUAAUAAUCGUGGUGAUUUCCUUGAUUGUCUCAGGGACUUUCAAACGAAAGAAAAGAACAUACAGGAGAAAACGCUCUUACUAGCAACUGAAAUAAUAAUACUACUACUAAUAAUAAUAGUUAAUAUUAUUUCUUUUAUUUGCCACAAGGGCGUGGAAUGGAGGAGACAUUACAUGGACAAAUUGUAAAAAAACGAUGGUAUUUAUGUAGGUCUCAAUAGGGAUACAGCUACCUAGUUCCAGUCGAGGAAACCCCCAUAUAUGCAGGAUUACCGUGACUGCCGAAGAGCAAGUGUUCUCUCUCUCUCUUUCUUUCUCUCAAUACUUUUUCUCAGGCUUAUAUUGUGAUAAUAAUAAUGAUUUUCUCUUUGCUGCAAGGGCGAUGGAUGAAGGACAUUAAUAAGCGCAAAACAACAAAUGGAAACAAAGAACGAAAACAGAGUGUUAAUGAUAAUUACACGAGAAUAUCCGUGACGAUCCGGUGUGGUAUGUUAAAGAAAAAGUUAACGGAAUCCGAUAGUGAGUGACCCACAAUUUCAUUUUUGACAAGGCAGAGAAAGAAAACUCGAAGUAGAAAUUAAAUUUCUGUUGACUUGAGUGUUCAGCAUAUUACUGGUACUUACUUUUCUACACCUUCCUUUCGUUCUUCUCCUCGUAGUCAUGAAAUGUAAAGUAGAGAAGUCCACAGGAAGAUUCGAACCCAGAAACACGAGAAAGGAAACUACUAAAUACAGCGUUAUUAAGUUGGAUCUCUUACUCUCUCGGACAUUUCCCCAGCUCCUGUAGAAGCAGUAGUUGUAGUAAUAGUAGUAGUAGAAGUAACAAUAACAACAAUAAUAAUAAUAAUCAUAAUAAUAAUAAUAAUUAGCAACAACAAUCCAAUCACACAUGCACACACACACACGUCUAAUAUUGCGAACGGAUUCAAAUGUUUACAUAAAUAUAUCAAAACACAAACACAGACACACAUAGGCACACACACACAUACGCGCGCACUCGCGCGCACACACACACACAUACGUUGAGAUAUAAUGAAUUAAUAUCAAUAAUACUUUUAAUAUCCUAUAUCGGUCUAUAACACAACACUAUCUACCGUGGAAUACAGCUGAUAUCGAUGUGACUAGCUGCUCUUUUCCUUCAGUCCUCAUUCUGCUUUGGUUUACCAAUUUGAGGGAUUUCUGCUCAGAAAAAAUGAGUGGACCGAACCUGUAUAACCAAGGUGGAAUCCCUUCUUCUAAAGGAGAGUCAAAUACUCGAGUAAAUAUGCACAUCCCUGCUCUCCGGAUCCAGUCGGAGACCCCACUGCCAACAAAUUGCAGCCAGACACCACCAGUCCUACAACCCAGUGAUAAAUCAGUGCAGUUGCCACCACUGAAAACAUCUCGCAGGAAUCCCAACUGCAGUAAAUUGAUCAACACUCCCAGAGAUCCAGUGCAAAAUAUACCCUGUACUGCACAGCAAACAACUAAAAACAUUUCUUAUAUUGUAUCCGGCUCCUUACAAUCAAAUUCUUGCUCCCGACUUAAUAGAAACAAUGGAGCUUUCUAUGGGCCACAAUGUAUAAGUUUGAAUGUUCGACAAAGCAAUCCAAACAUCAGUUUUAAUGCUGUACGAUUAGAACCUCUCAACAAAAGCCUAAAUUCAAGUAGUUUGCCAUCAGGGCCUGUUUUGCAGAAUCACACACCAACUCUAAGUGAAAACUCAAGCAUUCGAUCAACACCAAGAGAUAAUAUACUCUCACAGUCUUCAUCCCAAUAUUAUGGCAUUGGUGACCGAUCAAUAGGACUCACAACCCAAAGCAUUAUAAACAACAAUAAUAUUGUAGAUAAACAUAAUUUUCUAGAAUCCUCUCUAUUUCAAGUUGACAAUAACCUAAGCAGCAACACCAACAACAAUGGCAACAAUAGCAAUAAUAACAACAACAAAAUAGAGUCACAGUCAGCUAACUCCAGUUCUCAGAAUGCAAAUGAACUUCCUUUCACUGCCAACUUAUUAACAGGUAGUGACAAUCAACAAAUACCAUGUGAAAGCUCAAAAUCCUUGUCUCCUUACUUUGUGGAGAAUUCUCCAACACCUUUCUCAUUUAAUAACAGUCCAAGACACUCUGCCAAUAUGAGCUCUCGUCUCUCUGGAAAGACAACCUCGCCUUUAUCAAUAGAUGGGGUUGAACUUACAACUCUAAUCAGAACAUCACCUACUUCACUGGUAGCCUGCCUCAAUGGAUCACGGAUCUCAUCAGCAAGUUUUUCCCCUCAGCACAUUGGGCAUUUAUCAGCUCGGAGCUGUGGAACACCCAACUCAGGGUCAGGCUCAUCUGGUAGUCGUAACUUCAGCUAUACCCCACAAGGAAUAUCUUAUGGAAUAAAAAAGGAAAUUGAUUCAAAUCUUGGUUUAAAUAGCCUAGAGAAUUAUCUGUUGCCUCUUUCAAGUGACAAUAAAGAUCUUUUCAUGAGGAACCAACUGGUUAUUCCUCAAGACCAAGUCGCUUAUGUAGAACAGAUGUAUAGCAAUCAGCGCAUGGCCACAUUGGACACUGAGCAGUUCUCAGUCCCUUUCUCAAGCAACAACUUCAAUGAGCAGAUCAACAACCAUAACAACAACAUGACAACAAACAUCAACAACAAUCCAAACAGUAAGCCCCCUGCUGAUAACCCGACCUCUGUAAGUACCAAUGACACAGGGACAAUUCCCACACGUCCACCUCCAUCUUAUGCACAAGCCCUACAUGAACAAAAACUCAAACAACAAAUUGGGCUUCCAUUGACAUCUGCAGGCCUUCAACUUUCAUCAAACUUGACUGUAAAAGCAGAACAUUUUGAAGAUGGAGAGAAAAAACAAAUUUGCAAGUGGAUUGAUUGCAAUUUAUUGUUUACUGAGCAAGAUGAACUUGUGCGACACAUUGAAAAAGUGCACAUUGAUCAGAGGAAAGCUGAAGACUUUACAUGUUUCUGGCAGGGUUGCCAACGCAGAUUGAAACCUUUUAAUGCUAGAUACAAACUUUUGAUACACAUGAGGGUACAUUCAGGAGAGAAACCAAACAAAUGCACAUAUGAGGGUUGUAACAAAGCAUUUUCCAGACUGGAAAAUUUGAAAAUCCAUCUACGCUCCCACACCGGUGAAAAGCCAUACCUUUGUCAAUUCUCAGAAUGUCAAAAAGCUUUCAGUAAUUCUUCAGAUCGUGCAAAACAUCAGAGAACCCAUUUAGACACUAGGCCUUAUGCUUGUCAAGUUGUUGGCUGUACCAAGCGCUACACAGAUCCAAGCUCACUACGCAAACAUUUUAAGAACCACACGCAGAAAGAUCAGCAGCAGAGGAAGAAGAUUCGCAGUGGGAAGAAUGACUUCACUCCUGAUACACUGACUGACUGUAUUUCAAUUCAGUCACUUCGUCCAGAAGAUUCUAUGGAAACAGAUGUCAAUGGUACCUUGUCUGGAGCAGCUAAUGACAUUUAUCAAGGUUUGGGAUUCCCCAGCAAUCAUUCUAGUCAAAAUGGUCCUUGCACCAAUCUUAGUCAUCAGUCUCCCACAGGAAUCCAGGAAAGUCCACUGAGUACCAGCACCUUACCUUUCUUGGAAGAACAGACUGAAAACUUGAAUGGGUUUUCUCCUGUACCAACCUCUUCACUGGUUAGUCCAAGACAAAUUUUACCAUCAAUUACAUCAAGACCUGGUGCUAUGCAGUCAACUACUAACACACAACUUGAAACCAACUAUAAUUCUUCUUUUACUCCUGACCUGUCUUACCAGUCCAACAGCCAACAUUCUCAGAUGUAUCCUAUGGCUUUUCUACAAGGAUCACACAUGGCUGAUAACCAUGGUAACUAUGAUGAGAACAGUAAUGGCCUUUGCAUGUCUCGGAUGACUAGUGGUGCAGCCCUCUACCCAGGUGCAUCAUCAAUGAACUAUAAGAUGGGUACAAAUUUCCCAAAUGGCAUGCAGAAGAGCUUCCUUCAAAUACCAACAUUUGAAGAAUUGAUGCCAACCAUUCCUCUAGAAGAUAUGCAAAAAGCCUUCUCAAAUUAUUCAGUUUAUGGUGAUCAACAAGCACUUGGUUCACGAGAAUUUGAUUCCUUUGGCCUGCCAUGUCUCACCACUGAAGAAAACCAAUUUCUACCUGUGGGUGUGGUCGACCGGUGUAGUAGCAGGCUAUCAGCUGUAUAUGCUGAGGGUUCAAUUUAAUAAGCACUACUGUUUGUUUAAUUGAUAGCCAAUCAUGUUGACUUCUUUCCUUCACUGAUAGUGAAAAUGGUAAAAGGUCAACAGGACUCUUUUGGGAAUUUUUUUUUGUUUUCAUUUUUUUUUUAUUACCUGAAAUAAGGGUAAAUUUGAAUGAUGAACCAAACUAUCUUCACACAAUACAGUACACAAAAGAAAAUAACAUACACACAUUGUAGAUUUUUAUGUUGGUUCACAAUUCCCUUUUUUGUAUAUGCAUUAUAUAAUGUGUGUGUGUGUAUAGGUAUAUUUGUCUGUGUAAGUGUGUAUAUAUAUAAUUAUGUAUAUAUAUAUGUGUGAAUGUAUGUGUGUAUGCAUGUUAUUUGAGUAUAAUGCAUAUGGUAUAAUUAUUAUAUUUAUCUUUUCUUUCUGUUAAUGCUGACUUUGAAAAGAAGGAAGAAACAGAAAAAACAUCGAUACUUGAAGAU
Octopus bimaculoides (California two-spot octopus) is the source of this 4996-nucleotide messenger RNA. RefSeq names its product zinc finger protein GLIS3. Gene Ontology annotation, cellular component: nucleus. Lineage: Eukaryota; Metazoa; Mollusca; Cephalopoda; Octopoda; Octopodidae. The record is from RefSeq and is a predicted model, not a curated record. Gene Ontology annotation, biological process: regulation of transcription by RNA polymerase II. Gene Ontology annotation, molecular function: RNA polymerase II cis-regulatory region sequence-specific DNA binding; DNA-binding transcription factor activity, RNA polymerase II-specific.